CCCUAGCAGAACAGAAACAAGAGGGAUCCAUGCCCUUGGAUCAACCCUCAAACGUACAAAACUGGGACACUUCGGACUCAGUUCACACUCGUCCGAACAUUAACUACGACAGGUCCUAAAACCGGCCAGGGAACGCUGACAGAAACAAAGAAGGCGGAGUGACAGAAUUUUGAGUCCACUAUGGUGACCAAAACAGAGGAGACACAGUUGAAUAGGCUUGAGAGUCAGUUGGAGCAUGGAGGAGGUGGCGCUUGGGAGUAUCUCUGUUUGGUCAGGAAGCUCAAGGUUAGGCGUUCUGAAAAGGUCUUGAAGCAUGGUUUAUCCAUCUUGAAUGACCCCAAGAAGAGAUCUAGUCUCGGUCAUGAUGAAUGGACUCUAUACGAACAGGUGGCAAUUGCGGCUAUGGACUGCCAAUCUCUUGAUGUUGCUAAGGAUUGCAUUAAUGUGUUGCAGAAAAGAUUUCCAGAGAGCAAAAGAGUUGGCGGGCUGGAGGGGAUGUUACUCGAAGCAAAGGGAUGUUGGACAGAGGCAGAAAAGGCUUACUUAAGCUUGCUAGAGGAUAAUCCAUUGGAUCAGGUAAUACAUAAAAGGAGGGUUGCUUUGGCAAAGGCACAAGGCAAAGUGUCAGAAGCUAUUGAAUUUCUCAACAAAUAUCUAGAAAUAUUUAUGGCAGAUUCUGAUGCCUGGAGAGAACUUGCUGAGAUAUAUAUUUCCUUACAGAUGUACAAGCAAGCAGCUUUCUGCUAUGAGGAGUUAAUACUAUCUCAGCCUACAGUCCCACUAUAUCAUUUAGCCUAUGCUGAUGUGCUUUACACACUUGGUGGACUAGAAAACCUUCAGGCAGCAAAGAAAUAUUAUUCAUCCACAAUAGACUUGACUGGGGGCAAGAACACCAGAGCGCUUUUUGGUAUUUGUUUGUGUACAUCUGCCAUCGCACAACUUACAAAAGGGCGAAACAAGGAAGACAAGGAUAGCCCAGACCUGCAAUCUCUUGCAACUGCAGCCUUGGAGAAAGAAUACAAGCAUAGGGCUUCUGGAAAGGUUCCUGUGCUUGCUUCUGCAUUAAAAAGCUUGAAAGUUUCGUAACUUCUUUGCAAUUGAAGGAAGCUUUCUAUCCUUGACCAUGUUCCAGGAUCUUCAUCAUAGCCUAAAUGGAAGGCUAGAAAUCUGCAGAUUUAUAAUUUAAAAGAGUGUUUAGUUUUUUUUGUUUUGUUUUCCUUGCAUGGAUUUUUCUUUGUGCUCUUUUUUCUCCCUCAUUGAAGUUCUUACAGGAGGACAUGAUGUAUUAUUUUAGAAUGCUUCAUUGAGCAGGCAAGGAACAUCGUGAGAGAGAUAUUUUUCUCCCAUUGCAUGGUUUCAGAUUUAAUUCACUUCCAAUCUCCUGCUUAUAUUUUCUA
Molecule: messenger RNA, 1397 nt
Organism: Hevea brasiliensis (rubber tree)
Lineage: Eukaryota; Viridiplantae; Streptophyta; Magnoliopsida; Malpighiales; Euphorbiaceae
Exons: 9
Coding region: 181-1086 (301 amino acids)
Biological process (GO): protein folding in endoplasmic reticulum
Cellular component (GO): EMC complex
Molecular function (GO): protein binding
Source: RefSeq, a predicted model, not a curated record